CUUUGAAAAUGGCAAAUAGAUCCGCGGAGAACACUUCUCAGGGGUACGUACUCUGUUGUUGAUGUCGAUAUUUUCAUGAAUGAAUGUGCUCUAGAUUCGCGCAAGUUCGUUCUGCGAUUUGGUUUCCUCUGAUUUGUUUCGUUGCGCUGUCAUCCCUUCGAGGUAUAUCGAUUGUUUAUUGGAAAACAUUCAAAUUCGCAGCAUGAAAUUUGCGAAAAGUUUGUUGAAGUUUAUACGCUGUUAUUCAAAAAAAAUUUCAAGUAGUAUAAAAUGACUGUACAGAAAGAAAAAUUAAGGAUUGACGCCGACCUGAAGCGUCGGCCUCACUCGCGUAGAGUCAACCUUUUUCUCUAGCCCGUCUCAAAUUUGCUGACCCAUUCUAUUGAUACACAUAACUCAGUAGUGGUUAAGAGUUGUAAAGGAUAAAGUUUUUAAAAAAAACAUGUACUUUCUCGAUUUUUGAACGCUAACAAAAAUAUAUUAACAGUAAGUCCACUCCGGAAGAUAACACCACAAACAACAGCAAGUUCUAACCGCGAUGAGAACACUCAUGGAUCACACAGCGCACCAGAACUCGAGUUUUUUUUUCGUUUUGUUGUUUUUUUUCUUGAUAAUAUUGCCCUGUAAAGAAAUAUAUAUAGGAUAUUUUUGCACACAUCGCCGUCAGCACACAACUGGCUAAAUGCUAAGGAAGAAGUUUACUUUAUAGUAUAUCAUUAAAAGGAGUAAAAUCUAAGAAGUUUUUUCUUGCCGGGAUUUCCUGGCGCGCCGCUGCGAACACUGCUAUCUACAUGUAUUAGGCAGCGAGAAAAUAAACACAGACUUUACUUUACUCUUUACUCACAAACCUCUUUCACUAUUUAUGAUCGAUAUUACAUCUCGUAUCUCAAGUUGAUUUUUAAGCAAGGGAAGUUAUGACAAAUGACAGUGGAGUUGGAAAUGUAAACGCAAUGGAAUGCGCUACGAGAAGAGGUAUUUUACUCGUUGGUAAUUUUAUUCCGAAAUUCAUUAUUGAUUGUAAAUGAAACAUUCACGGGAGCUGAGGGAAGAAACCAUCAAAACGAAAACAACAUCGACGGAAAAAUUAUCAGAAAGUUAGUCAACGGACCUUGCACUCACCAUACGGUGUUGAUUCAGUUCGAAUUGGUCGGCUUUUUCGUCACGAUUUUUUAUGGUUCACAUCAAAUCAAAUCUGCAAAGGAAAAGAUAUGUACAAUCAGGACAGCUAAAUUUAACCCUGUUGAGAUUCAUUCUCAAAAUUAGUCUGUUUUAAGAUAAAACGCACAGUCUAAAAUGAACCAACUCUCCAAGAGAGACAGAACCAGAUGAAAAAAUAUAUAAAUGAAAAAACAAAAAAUAAAAAAGGUUCUGCCUUCAGAUAACAACAGCCCAGAUAGGACUGACUACCCAAGAGAGACAGAACCAGGUGAAAAAAAAAACGGAAAGGUUUUGUCUUCAGAUGGCAACAGCCCAAAUAGGACUGACUACCUAAGAGAGACAGAACCAAGUGAAAAAAAGGAAAGGUUCUGGUGAUUUUAAGCAUUUACCAUCUAACCAUCAGAGGAAUCAGUCCUUUUCUGGUUUUGAAGGCACAGAAGCAAAGGUAAACCCUGCUUUGCUGAUAAAACGGUGUAGGCAUCAUCAUUUUCGGCUCACGUUAUUAAGCAGUGAGAUUUAUCGCGCGUCAUCAUAUAGCUCUAGACAGAAGUAAUCAGGCAUACAACUUUACCUUAUCGUCGAAUUGGUCAAGAGUAGUUCCCGCGCUUACCUGAUGUUUGGGACUUACUUACUAGAAAUUAUAUUUCAUACUUAAAGAGCUCCUUAGUAUAGCCGCUCGAAAUGUAUUAUAGAAAAAUCUACCCAAUCGUUUCAAGCGAUAAUGAUACUCCUGAAUCUCCAGAACAUAACGCACUCGAAAUCUCUCUCGAAAACAAGGUCGUUGCCGAGCGGUUCACCGCCUCCUUGCUAACUCUUGAGCCAAAGGUCUGAUCAGAGUAGAAUAUUGGCUAGCUGUUACAAUUUAAGUUUGGCAUUGUCGUGUCAGAACAGAUAAUCGCUCUUUGUGUCAGAAAUCAAUGAAUCUGUAGAUCACGGACAUAAUGUGACGGCUACAACAACUGUUACUUGAUUGUCACAUCACACAGUUUAAACAGGCUAUCCUCUAAUGUCAUGACAUGUUUAGGUUUAGCUAAGUCGUUCCUGUCGCUGAAUCAUUCUGCAAUUGUGAAAAUUGUCAUCCCUGCUAUGAUUGCGUAAUUAUUCCCAAAGAGAAAAUUGCGCGAAAGAGUCCUAAAUUAAUCAACUUUAAUUACCUUAAUUUAACGUUCGAAACCAAACACCUCGCUUUCACUUGCUUAGAGGUCACGUGCUUGGAUACCGGGCAACAACGCAAAACUGGAGGGCAAGCGUUCCAAUACACAAAGUUCAUAAGAGGUCACGUGCAUAUGCUUGAAAACGAUAUUUGGCUUGACUAUAGAAUGCUGGGCCCAAUCUGAAGUUAUAUUCUGAGCCAGUGGCUCGGUAGCUCGGUAGUCAAAAAAGUCAGACUGCCGAGUCGCCGAACCGCCGAGUCACAACAAAAGUUCUUGUAAUUUCAUAAAGCAUUUAUUUUCUCGUUCUUUUAAGAAUGAUUGCCGAGGCAGUGAGCCGGCGAGCCACUACAUAAAAAUGGCUCCAUUGGGAGCGAUUCCAAUCAACCCUUUAAGGGUUGUAUUACUCCUAUAAGUUGAGUAGUGCUGCAAUUGCAGGAGUAAAGAGGUAAGUGUCUGAACAAAUAUUUGAGUACAAGUCAAGAUCAAACGUGUGCUUGGGUAUAGCUUCUUGAAACCUUCUGGCAUAUGCCUAUUGACAUCAUCUCUUGAAGGCCAGAUCAUAUGACAUCCAAGCAAAAAAUAAAUAAAAUUACUCCAGGUGAUUAAUUUCCUACAAACUGAAGACCUAUGUAUCAUAAAUCUAUAAGCUAAGUCCUGUUCAAAUAAUCCUAGUUUGAGGCGUACAAGAAAAAUAGACAAUUCAUUUACAAGUAACAUAUUCCUACAAGCUGGUUUGCUCUCUCUUACUCCAGAAGCAUAACAGUGAGUCAUCAUUUCAGCACUUGGCUGAACAAACUGAAAAGAGAGCUGAAUAUGUGCAUAUGAUGGGAAGCUGGUGUAAAAUUUUAUUGAAUCAUUAUUUGUGCCAAAUCUCUCUGGCCCAAAUUUAUUGAGUGCCAAUUGUUCAGCUGCUUGCCUUUUUAUUUCCUCAAUGUCUAUUGCAGCUUGGGUUUUUACCACUUUUACUUCCUCUUGAGCUGCUUUAGUUUCAUCUCUUCUUUUCAGUAGCUGUUUCUGCAUAGCCAGUGGCUGUGCCUUGAUGGACUGAAUUUCUGAGUGCAUGCUGUAUAUGGUUGGGCUAACGUCUGAUUGACUUUCAUGUUCAUCAUCACUCUCAUCUGUUUGGGUAUCUCUGUGAAGAGAAGAGUAACGUUAUUAAAAUACUUCCAGAUCACCAUGUGUAGAAUAAUGAUUGAUGCGCUAAAUUUUAAUUGUAAAUCAAUUUUACUAUAAUGGUAUUACUGGAAUACUCACAAUAGAUCAUCAAUACCUCUCGACAUGUCGAAUUAUCUUUCUUCGUGCUUUGAAGUUGGAUGACCAAUCAAACUUGAAAGGAACAACUCCCCCUUUGAGCAGUUGUCGACCAGAUGUGUUGGGUAGAAGGUAGUCUUCAUCUUUGAAGUGUCUUGACCCCACUUACCAGGGUUUUUUUUAACUCCGAAAAGUCUUAAGAUUUUGAAAGUUUCUACUUUGCUUCUCGUCAGACAAAGCUCUUGAAAUAACUUGAAGUCUGAACCUUCAUCUCCUCUAAUCUUUAGGAGCCAUUCCUCUCUCAACUUAGUAUUUCAAUUCGUGGUGAUAGCGCGAAUUCCCAUUGCAUAGUGGAACACAACAAUGGUAGGCUGAUUUCUUUUAAGAAGUCAAAGGCUCGUCUGCAAUAUCGGCAUUUAGAGAGAUAUGAACAAUGCACGAAACAAACGUUUGUGCACGCAAUCACUCGAAAAAUAUCUCCGCUAAUCGACCAUGAAAUGCCUUUGAAUCCCAUGCAAUUAUCGUUUAUGAUUUAGAGUUUUCCUUUAGAGCCUUGAGAAGUCCUGAUAUCGCGGACCAGAAGGAAGAAAGAUGAAUUUGAAAGUGCAGACCAUGUGUAGUCGCCAUGUUUGUUAGCUGUUGUGUAUUCAUUUAAAUGACAAACUCACUCUUGAAUUAUUUUCCAUAUUCUGUCUUUAUUCAUUGAUCUACUAUCUAAUAAACUGGUAAAAUCAUGUUAUUUGAUAAAAGUACCUUUACAUAUUUCAGUAAUCCCACAAUGAUAUUACAAAAAUUGGCACAAGUGCUUUUUGUUAUGAUCAUAUAUUUAUAGUCAUCGAACGAGUCGGCGCUACUAGUGUAUUCACUAUUUCGCCGUAAAAAAGCCUAUCACAACUUAAAAAUUGCACCAAACCCACACUUCUACAUUAAAACCUUACUAGCUUUGUAGAAACGGAAAUACCAGUACAAGCUUUUAUCCGUAGAAAGUAUUGUUUUCAAGGAAACGUGCGUGACCUCUUGUGAACAUUGUAUAUUGGAGCGCUUGUUCUCCAGUUUUGCGUUGAGCAAAGCUCGUCAUGACUGAAAAUAUGAACAUCUCCGUGGUGUUCUUUGCUGAAGCUUUACCACGUUCGCGAAGAGAUCAAAAUCCUCUUCUAUAUUUAAAGAAAGAACGGCGCCAUUUAGCCAUAAAAUGCAAAUCUAUAAUUAAAAAAAAAUUCCGUGAGGCUGCAGCUGUGCAAUUUACAAGGUGUCAAGCAUCGAUGUUCGUAAUCGAUGAAUAAUUCGAUUGCAUGACAUGACACCUUCCGUACAAAAUAUCGUGUGACUAAAGUUGUUUUGCAGCAUGUUCUGAUGGAGAAAAAAAAGUUUUCGUUGAGGUUUCACUAAUAAUAUUGGUUGCUGUGUUAUCAUUUGUUGGAAUGCGUAUGCAAUCCACGCAAGUGGACUUAACUGACCGAUUCAUCCUUGAUGGGGGCAUUGGGAUUUUCGGUUUUUUUUUUUAGAUCGGUUUUGGUGCCAAACAAUUUUGAUUUUUUGGAUUGGUUGUUCAUUGUGGCUUGCGGAUUUUCCGUUUUUUAGCAUUUGAUCUCCGAUGUGGUGUUUGGAUUUUCCUAUUUGGAUUCCGGUUUCUCUUCGACUCAAGCGGCCAUCAUGCGCUUCCAUUGAUCUCGAAUAGCCGCGAAACCUGUGUCGGAUCGUUUAGGGUUUUGAGAACUGGAAUGUGAACAUUUAUCAGCUUUGACGGUUUUGCAUGCGGUUUUUGGUUUUGAUCGCAUUUUUUUGUGUGUGUAUGGUUUUACAGACCUUCCUUUUCGUUCUGUUCUGCGUCUUAAAUUACAGUAGGACUCAGUUAUUUCUUGUGAAAUUGUGUAUGGAAUUUUUUAUUUUUCUUAUUUUUAUUUUUUUUUUAAUUUUUCGGGAUAUAAAGUGCUCUUGUCUUUCUCACUUUACACUUGUAUUUGGGACUGAAAGUGAGGGAAUGGGGAUUGUCUGUGCUAGGCAGCUUAUUCCUGCCUUAGUCUGCAUUAUCGUGUAUUAACUUUUUGAUUUUCCAUUCCUUCAUGAAAUUUUAAUGUUCUGCAACACCUGUCUCUUCUUAUUGAAUCUUAAAAAUGAAACAAAUUUAUUUAAAUUUAAUCAUGUCUUUAUAAUUUUGUUUUUUUGAGACAUGUUGACGGAUUUUCAAUCUCACAAAAUUUCAAUUUAGGUGCCCCACAGUUAUCAACGAGAUUUGGUUUGAUCUUGGCUGCCUUGUUCCAGCUGUAAGUGAAAUACUGAAGUAACUUUCAUCAAAUAAUGACAACAAAUGCUUACAUACGGUAAUGAAUUAAUUUAGCACCCUCCCUCCAAUUAGCACCCCCUUCAAAUAAACACUCCCCCUGGAAGCUCCCCUAUUUCUAAUAAGUGCCCCUAUUGAAUAAGCAUUAUCGUUCCAGUAAGUGCUUCUAUUCCAGUAGGCACCCCCAUUCCAAUAAGUGUCCCUAUUUCAAUAAGGACCCCUAUUCCAAUAAACACCCCUAUUUCAAUAAGACCCCUAUUCCAAUAAGUGCCCCUAUUCCAGUAAGUGCCCCUACUCCAACAAGUGCCCCUAUUCCAAUAAGAGCCCCUAUUCCAAUAAGCCUCCCUGUUUCAAUAAGUGCCCCAAUUCCAAUAAGUUUCUCCAUUCUGUUUCAGCCAUAUAAAACUGCUAGAGCACGUGAACAUUGAGAUUGACUGUUAAAGUUCAUCUUCCUCAAUUUCUUACUAAUACCUAAUUAUGAAAACAGAGGUCAACAUCUCAGCCUCUCAACUCUUAUGUCUGCAUGAGUGUACAAUUCAUUCAAAAGAAUUAUCUGGUCUCAAAAUUUUGUGAUGAUUGCUGGGCUGAUCUUUCUAGCCAGUAAGGAUCCAGGGAUGUCAAGUCUGCACAUUUCCAAGUCUUCUUGGUCCUUUUCCAAGAAACAUCAAAACUUUGUUUCAAAUUCUUCUGUUUAUCAAAAAAGAAAUGAGCCCUGUUCCAAUAAGCUCCCUGGUUCAAAUAGACACCCUCCCCUGGGGUACCAAAGGUAAAUAAGUGCCUUGGGCAUUAAACCAGAUCAUUACAGUGUAUUACUUUACAAUUUUUCCCACCUCAACUUAGUGGCAUUUUAAGUAAUGUAAGCCUACAUGCAUCUGUUUAUAAAACAGAAAGUUACAAAGUUGAUGAUGUUUUACAAAAAGCUUCACCAGUAAUUUCAUGCUUGCACUUAUUUUUUUUUUUUUGCUAAGGUGAUUGCAUGGGAGGAGCUAUAAAUAACAUAUUCCUGUUCUGAUUUCUGAACCCUUUCAUAUCCAAGACCUCAUUAGAAAUUUUUCAUACCAUCUCCAUUCCAAUUCUUAUGGUGUGAGUCUAUAGAAUUUGGUAUUAAAACUAUUUAUAUUAAUAAUGAUUUAUUAACUUACAUUGUUUGCAGAGCACGAUGCAUGAUGUAAUGAUUGCAUGUGCUUUACAAAAAAUAUAAAAAAAAUCUAAGCAUAAAAUUAGCAGAUACAAUAAAAAACUGCUUAAAAAUUACAGAUGUGUUAAGAAUGAAGUACUAUUUUAGAUUUGAAGAUAUCUGUGUCAUGCUAAUUUAAAAUAAUGGGUCUCAAGCAAACAAUUAAAAUUGUCAACAGUACUCGCUUUUUCAAUAUAUACAUACAUAUCAGAAGUGAGUUCCAAACUUUUAGGGCAGUGACAUUAAAGGGGUGAUCACUAAGUUUAGCAAGACUUGUGUAAUGGAUAAUUUAGGUGAAUUUCAUUGGUCAAUCGCAAAUAAUAACUUGUUUCAUAUUUAAUAGAGGUAAGAUCAGUUAUGUACCACAAUGACAUAUAGCCCUCUUUGUGAAAAGCACAAUUUUCAAAUUAUUCCUAAUGCAAAUGGGCAGCCAAUGAAGCUUCAUACACAGCGAGGUAAUGUGACAGAAUUUCUUUUCCAUAUUUCUGAUGAUCAACUAAUUAUCACCUCUACUGGCAUAUAUAUACAUAUAUAUAUUUUUUUUUUUCUCAUUUUUCUUAUUACCUGCUUGCUUGGUAACAUUGCAAGGAGAGGGUAUGUCUUUUGCGAUUGUGAAUGCGAGUGAAAGGGUUAAUGCAAAGUGUUAUUACCUGUAGAUCAUAGCAAAGAAUUUUGUUGGGUUGGGCAUAAAUUAAAGUGUUUUAUUUAUAUUAUACAUCCAUAUAAACUGUAUUUUAUUUUCAAUUGAUAAUUAUUAUUAUUAUUCUAUUUUUAAGCUUUUCAUCAUUUUUAUACUGGCCUUUGUCAAGCGAAGAGUCAAAUUUGAACCUCAAAACUGCAAUUGUUAUCAUGGUUUGCUGAUGUGAGUACAGAAUUGAUUAAAAUUUAAAUGUUCGAUUUGAUAGAGGAAAAAGCUCAAGGCAUAUAUUGAAGGUUAACAACAUAUAGUCUGAUCAUUGUGUACUUAUAAGUAGUUGUACCUAAUUCUAAGUGACACCCAGCUGCAUGUAAUUUUUUGAAAAAGUUGCUACCUGUUGUGCUUGUGUGCUUGGAGAGAGGGGGGUUAAGGAGGAGGGGCUAGUAACAAGCAAGGGGAUGUGCUGCUGGUUUGGGUUGCAUUUUCAUGCCUGGAUUUAAGCUACAAUGGGGUUGGAUUUAAGCUAUAAUGGGGUUUCAUUUUCAAUAGAGUAACUAAAAUGUGGAUUAGCACAUUUUCAUGAUUUUGAAAAUUCUGGCACAUUCAAGUAGGGAUUUACAGAUGGGAAGGUUCAGGUAAGAUUCAAAUGUACCAGAAUGUUAAUGCACUGUAAGUAAAAAGUAAAGUGUUCUAAAUUUAAGCAAAAAAUGUGUCAUUUCAAUCUAGGAUCAUGACCUACUUUGUAGUAACUGGGGUUUAAAAGAAAUUGACAAAGUUGGGAUCACAAAAAUUACAUUUCCCUUAAAGUGACUCACUUAGCAGAUGGGAUGUAUACCGGUAACUGACCACAGAAUAGACUAUAAAGGCCAGUCACACAUACCCAGCAAAAAUUGACCUAAGCACCCCCCCCCCAAUCUAUCAGGAAAUUGUGCCAUUUCAGUCUGAAUAUAGACACAGUGCAAUAAUAUGAGACAUUCGCCCAUUGAAUGGGUUUACGGGAGUGUAUUUUAAAUGAGCUAUUUGUGUGUCACUGUUUUACCAAUGUUUGUCUGGUUUCCUUCCAGACCAUUUGAUUUUUUAGGUGGUUUUAGCAACAGAUUCACCAUUGCUGUUAUAUUUGGAGCCACCUCUAGUACAUGCCUGGAUAUAUUUUUACGUCCAAAAGAUGGAAUUUUUCAGAUGGCUGACCCAGCUGGAUGGGUGCAGGGUAAGUGAUCAUGCCAUGGCAACCUGAUUUAGAAUAAAUUAAAUGUUUUUGUUUUUGGUUGUUUGUUUAUUUAUUUUUUCUCACUGUUUAAAUCAGUUGAGUGAUUACAGUAGUUAUAAGAUAACCCAGUUGCUGUGGGGCAGAAUUAGUUUAUGAACAAAUUUUAAUGUAGUUAUAUGGAAUUCAAUGUAGUUUAAAUGACUAGGAGCAUAUACAUGCAUGGUCAGUUGUGUUUUCAGGGGUUUGGUUUGCGUCUUAGCCAGCUGUUAGCGUUGGUGCAAUGUUUGUUGUAUUCUACAGAGUUUGCAGCAGUGCUAUGGUUGUUGGGACCCAGGGGCCAUCCUCCUCCAGCAGUAUGCCUUAUCAGUGCACACGUUCUUCUGCCAUCGUGCCUGUGUUGUGUUUGCUGUUCUAUACCAUUGCAUUGUUGUCUUUGUGAAUAGCAGUCCUUGACAUUUCCCUCCCCCCCAACCCUAACUGCAGGGUUUCUUGUGCAGGGUUUAUUUCUAUUUAAUAUUUGUUUUAUUUGUUCAUUCAUUUAUUUAUGUUUUCCUCCUUUGAGCUAUUUCACUCUAGUGUAAUAGGUGCUCAGAGGGGGCUUGGCACAAGAGGUUUGUGGCUGGAUUGUGGGUUGGGUAGGCCAGUCAGGUGUUCUAGCACCUUGGGCACUUAGCCUCCAUUUGUGAUGUGGGCAUGAACUUGACAUUAAGUUAUUUAUUUAUUUAUUUGGAAUAUCUAGACAGGCUGGCUCAGUUUAGCUUUAAAGCAGGCCUCUAUGAAUGAUAACAAGGCCAAAUGACCACACCGGGAGCCACAUUUGUUACUCUUUAACUCAUAAGAUCUGAUUAUCAAUGAAUUUCUCCCUCAAUAGCUGCUGCACAUUUGCAUAUUCGUCAGUUAUGAGAACUUUUCUGUCAGAUCAAGGAAACAUCCCCUACCUGAUAAGUUUGAGUACUCUUAUCACCUGUUUGCUGGAUAAUGUAAGGAUAUUAUGGGGAGAAGUUACCUGGUAAUCAUUUCUGGGAGUUAAAGGGUCAGUGUCCGAUGCUUAUAACCAGUACUGAGAGAUGUAGGAGAGUACAGGGCCUACGGUUUAUGAUCCUUAGCCGAGAAGACUAGAAUGUCUAACCAUAGCAAAGGCAACAUGUUCUCCUGUUAUUUUAAGACAUGAGUGUUGUUGCAGUCUGGGGCUUGAACCCUCAACUACCUGCAGAGCAAGAACACCUUUGCAAUGUAGAAAGAAAUGACAAGGACACAUCCAAACUGGUUGCUAGACAACUUAAUCUCCUAAACCCCUUUCCCUUCUUCUAGGAAGUUCAUAGGGCUGCAAAACUUCACGACAAAAAUUUAUCUUUAAAAUUAGCACUUUUAAUCUCCAUGGUAUCAACAAAUGCUUUUCAUUCAGCUAAUUUAUUCUUGUUUCUCAUCACCAUAGCAUAGCACCAUUUUCUGCAUAAAAAUACACACAUCACCCACAAUUCCUCCAACUGUUGUGACAAAGGGCUAAUGCCAAUGUCAGCUUUUAAACUCUUUAUGGUAGCCUAUUUACAUUAUCAACACAGUUGAUAGUACUAAAUAACCCUGUUAUACUCUCACACUGACGCAGCCCUACAGUUUCUUUGAAAACUUAUCUCCUUUACCUGCACAGCAGUCCAAUAUUCAACAUGAGCAAGCAGAAAAAAAGAAAAUUCCUCUGUUUUAAUUAGUUUUUCAGGAUAUUGUCACUGUUCUUGUAUACGGAAUCCUGUUCUAUCCAAUUUUUGCCUGUCUGACAACUGACAACAGAUUGGUUGGGUCUUUGCUGGGAUUUCUUUAUGUUACAAUCAGGUGAGCUAUUACUUUGUUUAUGAAUACCAAUUUAUAAAAACUAUGAAUUGUUUUUUCGAUUAACAUAUACAUUUCACGGAACUCUACAAUUACUGAUAAUUACCGGUAAUUCAAAUAUUACUCUAAUGUCGAAUACUACUCUUGGCUUUGAAAUAAGUGAUGUUUGUGUUAAUUUUGGACCAUGUUUUGUACACAUGUAGUGGUAAGUAGGGAACACAUCAUGGCUUACAUAUGUGGAAAAAAAUUAAUGAUUUGGUUCUGUCAGCUUAAUUAUUCCUUUUAGCCCCAAGAGUAAUCAGCAUGUAAGUUCUCCCUCCAGUAAUAUUUCUGAAUUAUUCAUUAAAAACAUGAGAAUAAAAAAAGAUCGCCAACCCAAGAGGUUCUGAUUACUACAUGAAUUCUCCUCAUCAGUACCAGAGGAAAUUUACAGUGAAGAGUCUGGAGAAUAUGGGUAUUGAUGUUAACCCUUUAACUCCUAUGAGUGACCAAGACAGAAUUUCUCCUUAUAAUAUCAAUACAAUAUCAAGCAGACAAGUAAUGAGAAUAAAGAAAAAUAUCAUUCAGGGGAUUAUAAGUUGAUCCAAUAUGAAAUUCUCCAAACUAACAUCACAAGAGCUCUAUGGCAGACCAUAACAAGAAUUACUAAUGAGAUCUCAUCAAAGGGAUAGAUGUAAACUAAUGGACAAUGAAAGCAAACCAGCAUAAUUAAUUUCUUAGAUUCGCCUUCAAACUAGGGAUGGAGUUUCAGUGUGUAAUAUACUUGAAGGUAAGGAUAGGGAGUAUUCAAGGGAAAUUGUAUGUUUUUGAUACUUGGCCUUUUUUGUUUUUGUUUUGAUUUUUCUCAAGGUGACAUUUAACAAAUCAAACAUGAUUCUCCCUCAGUCUAUAGCCUUAUUGAUCAUAGAAAUGAUGCCAACAAUGUUCAAAACUAAAGUGAAUCUGCAAGGUGCAGCCAAGUGGUUUUACCCACAUGUAUUUCUACAAGAGUAUAAAGGGGUGGAGGGGGGUGCAUCAAGUAUAAUAGGGUUGGAGGGGGGGGGUUGCAUAGGGUAUAAAGUGGAGAGUAUAGAAAGUUGACUGUCAAUAGCAGCCAAUGAGUGUGUGUGUUUGUGCAGAGUGUGGUAGUGGGGGGGGUUGGGUGGGGGGGAAGAGGGGGUCAUAAGGAUAUUACAGAGUCUUAUAGGGGUGAUCAGGUCAAUUUAUCAUGAAAGAACCAAAAUCCUCCUACCCCUCCCCUCUCCCCCAGGUGAUGAAUGAUGACAAGCCCACAUUUAGUUAUUUAUUAAUAUAUAUAUAUUUUUUCUUUUAUUCUAUGUAUUUAUUCAUUCCUUUUUUUAAUUACUUUUUUUUUCAUUAAGGAAGAGUACCAGAAGGAGUUAUUUUACCUGGAAUAUCUGGGGUUAGUUCCAAUCAACCUUUGCCUUUCAUUCAUUUGGAUGAAGUUCAGUCUCCUGCUCUAUCGUGAAGUGAGAAAGAAGUGUUUCCCAUCUGAGAGCUGGGUAAGUCACUUGUGAGGCACACGACAUACCAGUUUAACAUCGGGCAUGCGCGAGGGUAUCAAUUAUGGCCGGCCGUGCGCCAAUUUCCGCCUUAAAGGAUAACAUAAGAAGCAACCUCUAUCGCAAAAUAGGCGAAAGAAAAUUGAAACGUUCUUAGAGCUCUGCAAAAGGAAACAAGGUACGUAGUGAUAUAUCCCUAACCUGCAGCGAUAGAUGUACAUCGCUGAGUUGAAACGAUAUAUCGCCCAGAGCGAAACCUGUUUGAACAGUGCAAUACUAUAUCGCGAUUGUCUCAACCACAGCUUCUACCUUUCAGAGCCACAUAAAACCAAACUUCCCGAAACGUGGGAAAACGUGGGUUACCAAGUCGAUUUAGUUUUGAAUCUGAUUGGUGAAGAGAGUGGUGCGAGUUUUCUGGACCAAUCACAGUGCGAAGUAAAGCAUAAACGAAGCAAUAAUGGUUACUUUCGACAUUUUAAAGACAAGUGUUCAUAUAGCACGAUGUUUCGUCGAUAAGUCGCGAUUUUCGUGAUAAUUGUCUCACAGUUUUGUACGCUGGUUAUGAAAACCUUUCCGAGGAUGGGGAUUGGGGUGGAGUUGCUGCUUGCACCCUCUUUGUACUUUACAGUUUGUCUGAAACCAUGCCCAGAUAAGGGUGACUGUUGUUAAAGUUUGUUUGAAAUCUUUUGCUGCUGACAAAUUAAAACUUUUCUUUUCCAGGGUGGCGAGCAAAUCCGCAAUAAGCGUUUGGCGAGUGAAAUUGAAAUCGCUCACAUGACGGAACUUCUGAACCCAGGAUCAAUUUCGUAAGGAGUUGAAAUUGACAAUCUAGCAUGUAAAUUUUAUUCAGACAAAGUGUUGUAAAAUGGGUUUUUUUCCACGGUAAGAUUAUUCGCCUGAAAUAUUCUCUACCGCUUGACAGCUUAUGAGGGCAAAGGUUUAUUCUAGACCGAUAAGAUUUGUCGCUUGGGAUUUUAUCUGCGCUAUGAUUGAUUCUGACAUCGCACUCAUAACUAAUACUCUUUUUGAUAUGACUUAGAUACUACGAGCGCCUUGAUUGGUAAAAACGCUACUAUUUACUGCACUGGUUAAGCCAUCUGCUUUGUUUUAAGUUAUAUUGUAAAAGCAAUAGACUGCAAUUUUUAUCGGUUUACCAACGUGAAAACCCUCUUGGAAUGUUAAAAGAAAGCGAGAAAAAUUUGUUAAUAAAUAGCCUGAGGCGAGUGAUCUACAAACUUUUGUCGUGUUCUCCCAACAACUUAAGUAGGUUACUAUGCCGGUAAACCGAUAGGAAGUUCGAUCUGUUGCUCAAAUAGAAAUGUUCCGCUCUUAUUGUUAAAUAAUGAAGGAUUAGUAAAGCCAAUCAGACUGCAGAAUUGUUGACCAAACACUUUAAGAUUUAUACUUGAAUCUCUUAAUUCACUCAUUACUCUUUGUGAUUGGUUUGGAAAGCGCUCCAAUCAGUCUUGAUUCCUUUGGCCUACGUGUAAGGCUGUCGUGUUUAGUUAAAAAGAACGUGUACGUAAAGAAAAGGGGCACCAUUGAUCACCAGCGAUAACAUAGACGUAGGAUUGAUGCAUACAUUUGUGAUGAAGGAUUCAAGUGAUAUAUUUCUUUCGUUUUUGCAUAAGCUCAGACAGAUUACAAUGAUUCUCUAGUUAUUCGGGAUCGGUGGUAUAAUUCCCUUUUGUUUUGCUUCAAACAGGGGGAAUAAGGUUGGAUUAAACUGGUUUUCAUGUCUGCUUCGUUGUUUCUACAAACCAAGGAAAGGUAAAUAAAUUAUAUUUUGUUCGCGCCAUGUCUUUGAGGCACGAGCAGGAAGCAUUUGAAUAAGGAGAUGAUUUAAAUGACACCCAGUCGUUUUUUGUUAAAAUUUGUUUUAACUUUAUAUGAAUUUCACUUUUAUUUCUUGGAUUUAGAUUUCAAAUUUUCGACACAAUUCAUUUCAGCAACGUUGGUUAGCGCUUUAACGAUCUUUCAAGUGAGUUGGAUAAUUUUUAUUGAUUUAAGUAUUCUACAUUUGCUUUCACUUUUGGUAAUACUUUGAUGGCAGAAUGACUGACUGACUGACUGUGCGACUUGCUGACGAAGUGAAUCACGCUGUCUCCAUGGUCAUCGUUAUCGUCAUCGUUUUCGUCACCGUUUUCGUCACCGUCGCCUCGGUCAUUUAUCAUACUCAUUACUGUUUUUGUUUUUGAUUUCUUUCUUCAUAAAUACAUACAUACGUAUAUACAUAGAUGCAUUUUACGAAUUACUUUCGAUACAGAUUAAAGUUUCCAGGCUACAGGUAGGGCGAGGGGUCGAGUUGACAGUCAAGAGCUUUGUUUAUAAAAGUUGUCAGAUGCAGAAGAUCGGGUGUUAUGAGAAUGGAUCUCACAAAUAUAGUGGAGGAGUUUUUGAAUGAUUCAAAGUGCAAAUCUAUGUCUGAAGUCAAACAUCAAAUUAGCUGUAAGUUAAUAGCGGGAGAACUGCAAUGGUAAAACAACAGCAUUAGUACAUAGAGGAAUUGCAUGCUGGCACUCUCUUCCAACUGAUGUUUUACUUUCUACUUAGGUCUUCAUGGCAGUGUUUUCCUUAAUGGAAGAAUUAAGAGGAGCAUAUAUUGAAGCAUACAUAAAUAUUGGUGACACCAGCUCGGCUGAUUUUGAAGACGUCCUCUAUAGUAAGUUUUUCUUUCUGUAAGCUAGAAAAAAACUUGUUCCAGUUGUUUAGUUAGAAAACCAUGCGUGGUAGUAAAGUUAAAAGUGCGAUAAUAUCGAUGAAGCGAAUAACAUAAUUUUUUGGUCGGGUCGAAAGUAGAGAACGCAAUCUGACCCAAACCUCCCUCCUGAUUUCUAUCCGACCCAAACCACCCAAACCUCCUUCCUGUUUUCUACCCGACCCAAACCUCCCUCCUGUUUUCUACCCAACCCAAACCUCCCUCCUAUUUUCUUCCCGACCCAAACCUGCCUAUUUUUGACCCGACUCAAACCUACUUGAAACAGACCAGCAAUCAAACCGGAAAAACUAUUCCGAACGACAUGCGAAUAAAAAAGAGUUGGUUAGAUGGUUAAUUUUUAUUGUAAUUCUUUUUUUUUAUUUAUUUUCUUUGCAGAUGGGUUAGAAGCAGGACUUGUCUUGUCUGCUGUCAUUUCUCUUUCAGUGUUGCUCCACUUCAUGAAAUGCCAUCGGUGAGUUUUCAUCUUAAUUUGGAAACGCUGAAGCUUCACCUGAGUCAAUCAUCGUGUGCUGAAUUUUUUUUUUAUUAAGGAAGACUUUUAAGGCUGCCUCCAUUCACGGGAAGCAAAUUUAUACAUGUAGGACGUAACAAAUUCAGUGUCAAGGGAAAGUGAUGAAAUAAAUAUAUAUAUAUAUAUACACAUAUAUAUAUGUGUUAUUGUUGCUGUUUUUCAUUAUUUUAUAACUGUAUUCUAUACUGUUUAUUAAAAUAAAGUAUUCCGUGGCAAUUAUGCACCCUUGCAAAUUGGAGUUGUUGUUUUUGUAAACGAUUUCUGGACCCAUGCGCUCACGUCCAAUGUUUUAAAAAUUUAUUUCAGAGAACACGUGCUUCAGUUUUAUCAAGGGCAAGCAACAUUUUCAAAGGACCUUCUCUCGACUCCUGCAGCUUCAGUGGUACGUACUGUGGUUAAGUGACGGAUGAUAGGAAGUUUAAGAAACGACGACGGCGAUGCUAUGAACAACGUUGGUUAAAAAAUUAACUUAUAUUUUACCUACGAAUCUCGCUGUCAAAAUAUCUCGAAACUGAAUAUGGAACACAGUUUCAAAUUAGAAAUGGGAGUUUAAAAAAAAACUGUCGCCGUUCACGUUAUCCAGACAACGGAAAGGUGGGUCAUUUCAUGUUGUUGUUUUGCAGAUUUACGCAAAGAAAUUUACAAAGAUUUUUUACCCACGUACACAGCCGUUGUUCUACUCAUUAAACGUUUUGUUUCGUGUCGUUCCCGUUACCGUCGUGACUUUCUUAAACUGCUUGGCUAGUCGUUGUAGUCAGGAUGGAUCCUGGAAUAACAAAUCCAUUUUCUAGUCUUUUGAAGCUUUCAAAUAAACAUCAAAGCCAUGCUCCCUACAUUUUGCCGUUUUUCGAAACAAAAGAAACAAAAAAAGAGAAGAAACUGGGCCCUAUCCCUAACAAGCACCCUAUUUCGAAUAAGCACUCUUCCUUGAAGAACCAAAAGUAAGUAAGUGCCCGGGCACUAAAUCGAAUCAUUACGGCAUGACGAUAUUGACGAUAAUGACGAUGAUAGUAUUAAUAUUUAAGAUACUACUACUACUAUUACUGAUAAUAAUAAUAAUGAUGAUGAUGAUGAUGACAAUAAUAGUGUUUGGGAAAAUGAUAACCAUAAAAAUGAUAAGGAUACCACAAGAAAACGACAGAAAUGUAAUGAUGAUGUGGGAAACAGAAGAUUUCCAAGAACUCCAGACCCGGAAAAAUGUGCGUGUCCUCAGCUGGACCUUAAGACUUCCGUUUACAGUGUAAUGAACAAGUUCUUAAUGACAAAGAAUUCGUUUACGAACCAAUCCAUCUACAAAGCUUGUCAUGUGACAAGUGUCGUGUAUGUCACUAGAAUAGUUAUCUCCAAUAUCUUGUGCGUAAGUGUGUCAUUGUUUUUUUUCCUUUUUAUUCUUGCUAGGGGGAGAGUCUCCGAUUUUCUGGAUAUCAGAUAGCAUACACAUUGAUUGGUAUAAGAAAAUGAAUUUGAUGUGACGCAGUAUCUUAUGCAAACCUUCUGUUUGUCCCUUUGUUUGUUUGAUUGAUCGAUAUCAGUAUCUGAACAAUUGUCAACUUCCCCUCCCCUAACCCAAUAACAGUCAACUGAUAACAAGUCAGGGUUAAUGUUGGGUUAGGGGAGGGGUAGGAGCGCAAUUUCUUAGAUAAUGACAUUGACCUUGUUUGAACAUGAUACAAAUGUACCAAAGAAAUACGCAAUAAUAGGGAUUUGAAAUUCUGAGAAUAAAGUUUGGUUCUUUAAGCGGUUUAUUUAACGUUUUUUUUUCCCUAGUGACUUUUUUUCUCCUACAGAGUUGUCGCGUUUGAAUAGAUGUUUAUGUUAGAUUCAUGAAACGAAACCUUUGUGUUGUUGCCAAAACUUGAAUUUGAAGAAAUUCAGAUUGUUUGUGAUCUAAUCAUAGCUGAGAAGCAACGCGGUCACUGUAGGGAAGUAACAGUUUUUCAUAAACCUGCAAAUUUUAAGUCACUGUUGAUACUAUCAGAUGGGCUCGUAAUUACGCAGUGCUCUUGGUGCAAAUGUGAUCUCACCAUGAAGCUCUUUAAUAUUUUAUCUUCAUUUCUUUUCUAGGUUUUGGGAUCCUGACAACUUUUCUGUCAACUGUGGCUGCUGCUUUAGCAAUCGUUAUCGAAUAUCCGGAAGAAUUGCUCACCCCAGAAUCAUGGAAAUAUUUAAGAGAAACCGGAAUUGCUUUGUUGUAAGUUUUACCGAUGUAUUUGUUGUAUCGAUUUGAAUCUUAAGAAUGAGAGUCAUAUGACUGCAUCAAACAACGAGUGUUAGAAAAUUUACUUCUAACAAGCUAAUUUGUUAAAUGAUAAAAAUACAAUUAUAGUAAAUCUUCAAUAUCGUAAGGGUUUCUUUGUAUUGGUGUCGGAAAAAGGAAUGGAAAUAUUAUAUUAUUUUAAGUUAUUUAAUGCAUAUUAUAAAAAAGGGCAGGUUGAUUACUUCUUACUCCUUCAUGGUGGUCUUAUCUUAAAGGUUGAGUUUGGUCACGUUCUUCAUUUGAGUUUGGUGACGUUCUCCUAGUGAGUUUAAUCACGUUUUCCUCGUUGUGAUCGUGAGGUUGACAUGGAACUCGUGAUAAGCCAUGUUCUUAAUUCAGUUAACUUGCUAGUCCAGGAAGAGUAAAUAAAAAAUGUUCAAAUUGUCCAAGGAGCAUAGUAGAAAGUAACCAUAUGCAAAAUGAUGUGGCGGUUCUUACUGUGACUUGUACUUGCUUGAUCUUUCGGUUAUCCUUGGUUGUCGGUGCUUGUCCUGCAAUUCCCCAAAAGGUCACUGGUCUUGUCUUGACUUUCCCGCUAUCCUGGCAUUUCUGUUGUUUCCUUCAGUGGCCUAGAAUGUCACUGGUCCUUAAUGUUCUUUUUUGUUGCUGUUUGCUUUGUUUUCUUGGCUUUUCUUUUGGUAGCCUGGUUUCUCCUGGUUUUUCUUUCAGUUUCCUCUACUUGUAAACAAAAUGAAAACGUCUAUAUGCCACGCGUACGCCGAGGCUCUUGCCUUCUAAGACGUCGUAACAAAUGUUCGUACUGGAACUGUAAGUUUCAAAGAAGCUCUUGUGGUAAAGAGCGCGGGCAGCGAGGAGGUUGUUGUUGGUUAGAACCUCUACCACGACCACUGAUAAGUCCGAAGUCCAACCAACAGCUUGUUAGAAGUAAAUUUUCUAACACUCGUCGUUUGAUAGGUAAAUUCUUCUUUAUUCUCUUUCUUCACAAAUUGAUACAACGGGGACUAGCUGCUAUCUGAUAGGAAAAACUAGAGUCUCCGCUUAUAAAGGUGACACUGCGGAUGACAUUUCUAAGCCGUCAAUCUUCUUGUGUCGUCAUCGUACCAUCUCAACUAGCGAAUCACGCUUGACUAUGUAUUACAGUUCCCACAUACGGAGUUUGAACCUUCGAGUUGUUUACGCAGUUACAAAAUCAAUUUCUACCUUAAUUUUCAUAUCUUUACGGUUGAGAUCGGCUAGAACAGAAACGAGAUCGAUAAUAUAAAUAUUACAAAUAACCUUGGUUCAGAGUAUUAUUUAUACCUGAAAGGGUAUCUUAAGAGAAAAUCAUCUUUAAAGAUUGUUACAUAACAACAUCUUGGUCACAAGAGUUAAAGAAGAAAGGCGCUCACAAGUGCCGCCCCCAAAUUGCUUUUAGUUGCGAAACACGAAGGGCAUCACCUGUUUACACCUAAAAUUACCUCUGGGGACAAGAAGGUGUCGAACGCGACCUAUUACUAGGGAGAUUUACUCUUCCUGGACUAACAAAUUAACUGAAUUAAGAACAUUGGUUAUGACGAGUUCCAUGUCAACCUCACGAUCACAACGAGGAAAACGUGAUUAAACUCACUAGGAGAACGUGACCAAACUCACAAGAAGAACGUCACCAAACUCAGCCUUUAAGAUAAGACCACCAUGAAGGAGUAAGAAGUAAUCAACCUGCCUUUUUUUAUAAUUUGCAUUAAAUGACUUAAAAUAAUAUAAUAUUUCCAUUCCUUUUUCCGACACCAAUACAAAGAAACCCUUACUAUAUUGUAGCUUACCUAUAAUUGUAAUUUUAUCAUUUAACAUUGUGAUCGUUGUGGUCAUACUGAAUAAAAGGCGGGAAAACGCGAGUGACCAAAUCACGAUUCGUUCAAGUUUUGAAUCUGAUUGGUUAAGAAGAUGGCGCGAGCUUUCUGGACCAAUCACACGGCGAGGUUGAGCAAAACCAAACCAAUCACUGAUUAAUUUCGACACUCCAUUGAAAAAUACUCUACUACAUGUUCAAUCCAACUCUAAACAUUGCUUAUGCAUCAAAACAAGAUAUAGUAACAUAUUUGCUCAGUCAGAAUCUCGUGGCUAAGCCGGUUUCAUAUUGUGAGACCACAAGGCUUUCCGAAAGACGCAAUCUAGUACUCAUGUAAUGUUGUUUUUACAGACCAACUUUGGCCUUAGCUAUUUUCCUGAUGUUGUUCCAGUUGUUUCUAACACAUUUCGUCUUCCGUGACUCGACUUAUCCGAACAUCACUGUCUUAAUUGAUAACAGGUAUUGUUGUAUAUCAGUCUGAGCUGAAUUUCUUGUUGUGUGAUAAGCACGCCCUGAACAACUGAUCUACUCAUGACAAACACAUGUAGACAUUUAUGAGUAGUACUAGGCCUGACAGAGUGCAGUCCAAUUCGGUUCGUAAUUAAUCAAGUGAUUGACAAAAUUAUAACAGCAUGCAUAUAACGUGUAUAAUCACACAGGCAUGUUGCGAUAAAUGGCCAGUUACAAGCACAACGUGAACUGUACACUGUCCCAUUAGUGCACUGAUCAAAACUCAGUAGUAAAGCAAAAUUCUCGAACGUGAUCGGUUAUGACCAGCCCGAUUUGAGCACCAAUAGGACAGUGUACGCGUCAUGCUUGUAAUUGGACAGUGUAAAAGGAAAGAUAAAGGGACAGUUAACAUGUCAUGCCUGUGUAAGUGGACAGAGCAUGUAGAGUUUUUUUUUAAUAAAAACGUACAACCGAUGUCUAGUUUCUUUCUCAAAUUUUCUCGAUCACUCGUAUGAUUACAGACCGAAUUGGACUCCGCUAAGUUCUAUUACCAUUAUAAAUUGGGCUGCUAAUGACCAAUGGCGUAGCAAAUUUUAUCUUUGUGUUGAUGGUAAAUUUAAUUUUCUAUUGCAUGUUUAGUGAUCAACUCACGCCUUGCCGAGAGAACGUUCGAUACAAAGCUACAGUAGCUUAAUUGAACUUCUACGCAAAAACUCGCUAACAGAGACGUCUCUGAUAAAAAGAUAUUUGGCAUAUAUGUUGUAGUGGUGAUGACUGUUGUUGUUGUUUUCGUUGCCGCUGUGAUGGUUGCUCUUGUUGCUGUAGUUGUUGUUGUCGGUUUGUUGUGUGUUGUACUGGUUUCUUCCAGGUUAAUUAGUAAUUCUCUUAUAUUCACAUCUUGCUAAUGGGUCACUAAGCUUAAAAUACUCAGCCCGUAUCAUGUACAUUUUAUUUUUGGUCUCUUUCUCUCUCUUUCAGGCGGCUAUUCUCUAUCAUGUCGUACUUUUUCUUCUUCUACAACAUAAUUCUUGGAAUUUUCUCUGCUUUCAUGAGAAUUCUAAACGGCAUACUUUUAGGAGUGAUAUUCAUCUCUCGUAUUGACCGUUCAUCACUGAUGCAGGGUUUCCAGGCUUGGGACAAAGGUACGUAGCAGGCAUCCAGUACAAGCAAUUUAUUAGUAGUAGAGGCUAUGUGAAGGGAGAUAUAGACCUAUUCUGCUGCCAAGAUGCUCACUAUUUCUUAAAACAGCUUUUAACCAAUUAAUUAAUGUCGAUAAGACUUCAGUGACGCAAGGAAGGUCGAGCAAGAUCAAAAUAAAUCGCCCAGAACGCAGGAAACGGUAGUGGCUUUAUACUGAUUCGUAUUAGCUUCAUGUCUGAUUGGUCGAGAGGAUUGCACAGGAUUUAUAUAGUUUGCAUUUUGCUAACUAAAGCAAAACCUGUGGGAUGCUGGACAACCUUUGACUUUCACUUUACAGUUUCUUAAUUUUCUUUCUAGCUUUUGUCGCAUACCUUGGUUUUGUGACUGUGCUGGUUGCCCACAGACAUCCCGUGAUGCUGGUGUUCUGUCAGUUGCUUAUUGACAGACAAAAAUAUUACCAGCCCUUGCAAAAGCGUAAGUAAACUGUCUCCAAAAUCACGACUCGGCUGGGAUAAUGCAUUCCUAGGAUUCUGAUUUGCUUGAUUGAUAAACGGACAGAUGAGCGUCCGCACGCAUGGGCGGACAUCGGACGAAUGGGAAACUGGGGCUCAGAGACAAUUGGCACGUUUGUUUCCCUAAUAAGAUCAAAACACAGCGCGGUUUGUGCACUGGCAAUCGGUACUUAGCAACCAAUCAGAACACUAGAUAUAAUCUUUUCACGGAGGGCAAGAAUUACAUAAUUUUCUUUUCUUAAGCGUUGUUAGUAAUGUGAAAUCGUGGAAAAUUUGACAGAAAGCGUACCCCAUUCCCCAAGUCAGAUUUGAUAAAAAAUGGGCAUUAUUGAGAAGAAACUUACGAUGCGAGCUAUGUUCAGUCGGUUACUAUUCUUUUUAUAUUCAUUGUGUGGUCACACGAGAAUACUGAAAGCUAGCCUUUCUUCUUUGCCCCUUUGCACAGUUUUUUGAUCAACUAAAAAGUAUCUCGCCGACAGUUACUUUUCAAGCCGACCUUUAGAAAAUGAUUGCAUUCUGGGUGAUAUAGAACAGUUUUAAGUCUUUCAUGAGGAGAAAAAGAAACAUCCCUACAUGUGUAACCUUUUUUUCACCUUGAGUCUGAAGUGCUUAAGCAUUAAAAUUAGUUUUCAAGUACCGUGUUUUAAGGCAUCUAUUUUGCCGCCGGAUCUCCGACAGAACCUGUAUAUUGUAGGUUUGGCAUCGAGGUAGGACGUUCUGAAGGUUUGUAAUAUUUGCUUUAAAGGGCUUUUCGUUGCCAUUCCAAAAAAAAUAGUGAACGAAAAAAAGACAUUUUGUCUCCCUUCUUAUUCAAAGCACGAAAGAAAUUUCUUUCUUUUGGCCUAUUUUCUUUAUUGCUAUUAUUCCUUUGUUGUCAUGAACUAAUUUUUUGAAGGGUUAUUAACUUGAAAUACUGACGAAGUCCCUCCAGAUCUCGUCCAAACCUCUCAAACGCAGCUUAUAUUGUCUUGUCUUUUAGGCUUUAGUCGAGAGUCCCGUCGGCCGCGCAUGUCUAAAAAGGCUGCCAACCGCUGGUUCCUGGCCGUGACUCUCUUACGCAACCCAUCUCUUGUCAAGUCCCGCCGCCAAGGCCGCCAUAUCACAGCGUCUGUUGUGACUCAUGGAUGCGUCAACGUUGACGUUCAAAUGUAA
Molecule: messenger RNA, 22718 nt
Organism: Pocillopora meandrina
Lineage: Eukaryota; Metazoa; Cnidaria; Anthozoa; Scleractinia; Pocilloporidae
Source: the annotation of a GenBank genome assembly